CUUUUGUUUUCCUGUCCGAUCCCAGACAACAAUGAAGGCAGGCACCUAGUCCCUGCUGAAGGCCUAGGUGGCAGGGAAAGUGGUAAUGAUGACUGAGGAGGAGCCAAGGGUGGCGGUGGAGGUCCAAGGGCUGCCCCUUGACAUGCCAGAUGAGCUGCUCACGCUUUACUUUGAGAACCGCCGACGCUGUGGUGGAGGGCCUGUGUUGAGCUGGCAGAGACUUGGCCAUGGGGGCAUCCUCACCUUUCAACAAUCCGCAGAUGCUUUGAGGGUAUUGGCCCAGGCAGAACAUCAGCUGCAAGGUGCCUGCCUACGUCUGCGGCCAGCCCCACCGUGGGCCUCUACACGUCUGCUCCUCCAGGGAGUGCCAGCUGGCACCACAGCCCAGCAUCUGGAGCAGCAUGUUCAGGCCCUGUUGUGUGCCAUGGGACACCCAGUGUGGCCCUGCCGUGCCCUGGCCAGCCCUAGGCCUGAUAGGACCCUGGUCCAGCUGCCCAUGCCUCUUUCUGAAGCAGAAUUCCGGAUCCUAGAGGAGCAGGCUCUGAAUAUGGGUCUGGACAGGGCCUCUGUGUCCGUGGCCCGAGUGCCCCAGGCUCGAGAAGUGCGUGUGGUAGGGGCCAGCCCACCUGUGGACUUGCUGCUCCUGGAGUUAUACUUGGAGAACGAACGUCGCAGUGGUGGUGGGGCCCUGGAGGGCCUUCGCAGCCUGCCUAGGCAGCUGGGCACUGUCGUCUCCUUCCAGCACUGGCAGGUGGCUGAGCGGGUGUUGCAGCGGGACCACUGUCUGCAAGGCUCAGAGCUGACCCUGGUCCCCCACUAUGAAGUCCUGGAACCCGAGGAGCUCACUGAGGGCACUGCUGGAGGGAACCUCCCAUCCAUGAUGGAACCUGGAGCUGUGGACCAUGCCCUCCUGGAGGAUGGAGGGCUGGCAGGGGCCCCGAAGGGUGCAGGGGCUAUGACUGUCAACUCUGGGGAGGCAGCAGAGCAAUUGGGAUCCUUGAUGAGCAAAAGUCCUAAGGGAUCUUCAGGACAGGUCAUGCUAGCUGACUUGGGAACCGUGAAUUCUCUGGAGCAAGAGGGGCUCGUGAACCAGGGGCCUGUAGGGCUGCUGGAGAUGGAGGACACAGGACUCUUGGGUCUGCUAGAGCAGGAGGGCAUGUUGGGAGUUGCCAUGAGCCCAUCAGGGCAGGAAGGGCUGGGGAGUCAAGUGGAGAUCACCCCAAAUUCUCCAGAGAAGGCUGGGUUGGAAGGCCCAGGGAAUGUGGGGCUGGUAGAGCAGGAGGGCCUGGUGGACAUGGUGUUGUCAAUGGAGCCAGGGGCGAUGCGCUUCCUGCAACUUUAUCACGAGGAUCUUCUUGCCAGCUUGGGGGAUGUUGCUCUCUUCCCACUUGAAGGAAUGGAUGUGACAGGCUUUCGGCUCUGUGGAGCCCAGACCCCAUGCCAAGGGGCCCAGGAGUUGCUACAGAGUCUGCUGGGCAGCAUUAGCUGCCACAGGCUGAGCCUGAGACACCCAGGCAGUGCCAGAUUCCUGCUGGGGACAGAGGGACAGCGACUUCUUCGGGGCCUAGAGGCUCAGUUCCAGUGUGUCUUUGGGACAGAGCAUCUGGCCAGUGCCACCAUGGACACAAACCCUGAAGAGGUGGAUCCCACUGAGGAUCUUCAGGUCCUCUCUGCACACAGUCAUGCCCCGUGGUCCUCAGAGAGUAUAGGUGCUGACCAGGAGAACGUGAACCUGGAGGAAGUCCAAGAGAUGCUUGCCACCUUGGAGAGCCUUAAUUCGGAGCACCAGCAGCUCCCGGGGCUGCAUGAGGAGAAUUCUGAGGAGCAACAAGAGGGUGCAGAAACUUCAGAGCUGGGGAAGAAAACACCCAUACUUGGAGCUGAGGAGGAGCCUGUGGCACCUAACAGUGAUACACCUGAGCUCGAGCAGUUGCAGGAAGAGGCUGCACUGCAGCUGGCCCUCCACCGCUCGCUGGAGUCUCAGAACCAAGUGGCUGAGCAGAAGGAAGCUGCCACACUAAGGCGAGCCCUGGCCUUCUCUCUCUUGGAGCAGCCCCUGUUGGAGGCAGAAGAGCCCCUGGGUGGCAGUUCUGGUAAUGGGCCCCAGCUGGUGGUACAUGUGCCUUUUGAGCAGGAUGUGGAGGAGUUGGACAGGGCACUAGAGGCUGCCUUGGAGGAACAGCUCCAGCAAGAGACAGUGAGGCUUCAGGGCCGUGAGCUGCCUGCAGAACUGUGUGCUCCCCUGGAACGGUGCCAUGGUGUGAGUGUUGCCCUGCAUGAUGACAGUAUUCUUCUUCGUGGCUUUGGGGCCCAGCCUGCCCGUGCAGCCCGUCACUUAAAUGCACUUCUUGCUGGCCCAACAGAUCAAAGUUUGGCCUUCCCCUUUGGGGUUUCAGGCACUACCUUGCCAGAGCAGAGGCUGAAGGAGCCCUUGGGAAGACUGGAGAACUUGGCAGAGAGUAGCAUGGAGUUCCAGGAAGUGGUGCAGGCCUUCUACAACACCUUGGAUGCUGCCCAUAGCAGAAUCUGCAUCAUCCGGGUGCAGCGCGUGUCGCACCCGCUGCUGGAGCAGCAGUACCAGCUGUACCGGGAUCGUCUGGUGCAGAGCUGCACGCAGCGCCCUGCAGAGCAGGUCUUGUACCACGGCACGUCGGCGUCCGCAGUGCCUGAGAUCUGUGCACACGGUUUCAAUCGCAGCUUCUGUGGCCGCAACGGCACGCUCUACGGGCAGGGCGUGUACUUCGCCAAGCGCGCCUCCCUGUCGGUGAAGGACCGAUACUCGCCCCCCAGUGACGAUGGCCACAAGGCGGUAUUCGUGGCACGGGUGCUGACAGGCGACUACGGGCAAGGCCGCCCGAAUCUGCGGGCUCCCCCUCUGCGGGCCUCCGGCCACACCCUCCUGCGCUACGACAGCGCUGUGGACUGCCUCAACAAUCCCAGCAUCUUUGUCAUUUUCCACGACACCCAGGCGCUGCCCACCCACCUCAUCAUCUGCAAGCGCCUGCCCCACAUUUCCCCAGAGACUCCUCUUGGGCUUUUCGGGCCCUCUCGGGCCACCUGAUUCGGGGCUGGCCUGUGCCUCUAAUUACAGUUCUGCACAGCCCUCUUGGCGGUAGCUCGCGGGGCCAAGAGGACCCAGAGUACUGGGCGGGCGCCUUUCUGAGCCGGGCCUACCACCAGGGGUCAGCAGAGCCCAGCGGGAAGGGGCACCGGCUGGGCACGCCCGUCUUGUCCCAACCUCGCCGAGCGCAGUUCUGUCUUUGAAUAAAACCUGCAUGAGACCGGG
Molecule: messenger RNA, 3286 nt
Organism: Octodon degus (degu)
Lineage: Eukaryota; Metazoa; Chordata; Mammalia; Rodentia; Octodontidae
Gene: Parp10
Product: poly(ADP-ribose) polymerase family member 10
Exons: 11
Coding region: 86-3061 (991 amino acids)
Biological process (GO): negative regulation of gene expression
Cellular component (GO): nucleus; cytoplasm
Molecular function (GO): transcription corepressor activity; NAD+ poly-ADP-ribosyltransferase activity
Source: RefSeq, a predicted model, not a curated record